AAGACGGUAAGCUCUGUCGCUGAAGUGAUCCAUUCCUUUUCCUGCGGGAGAUGGGUCGGGCAACGCGGUGGCUGUGGAAUCUGUGGGGUGGUAGCGAGAAGAAAAAGGAGCCGAAAAGUUACUCCAGUCACGGCGGCGAGGAGAGGAUGGAGAAGAAAAGAUGGAGCUUUCGGAGGUCCAGGGACUCCUCCGGUGACGUGGUGCUGGGCCAGAAUGCUGCCACGGCGGCCGCGAUCGAAGCCGCAUGGUUCAAGUCCUUCUACGCUGUGAAUGAGAGGGAGCAGAGCAAGCAUGCCAUUGCUGUGGCGGCGGCCACGGCCAACGCAGCGGUUGCAGCGGCGCAGGCAGCCAUGGUGGCGGCGCGUCUCACCACGCCGGGGAGGGGCGCCACGUUCAGCUUCCCCAAGGAGGAGUUGGCGGCGGUGAAGAUCCAAACAGCAUUCAGAGGCCACUUGGCGAGGAUAGCACUCCGAGCUCUGAAAGCGUUGGUCAAACUGCAAGCCUUGGUGAGAGGUUAUCUUGUUCGUAAGCAAGCCGCCGCGACUCUUCACAGCAUGCAAGCUCUCGUCAGAGCUCAGGCCACCGCACGAGCACAAAGAUACGGGAACCUCCUCCCGGACGAUAGAAGCUUUCGACCAGAAGUCCGCCAUCGGAGAUCUUUAGAACGCUUCAUCGACGCCCGAAUCGAGCACACGCCGGCGUUUCAAAGACGGAGCUUCUCGACGAGUCUUGGCGGUGCUACUCCCGACAGAAGCCCAAAAACCGUGGAGAUCGAUGUGUGCGGCCCGAGGUCGCGAUCUUCUUGUCGAGCCAUUCCCUCUGCUGUGGAUCCAGCGGAUCAUUUCUCUUCUCCAAUUCCCUGCCCGGUUCCAGCACGAGUCUCUACUCCCAGCCGCCGGAACUCCCAAGAGAACGACUGGUGUAACAGUGGCGAGAAGUGCCGGAUCUCGGCCACAGCACAGGGAACGCCCAGAUACACGAACUCGCCUGGUAAGGUGGGCGUGACUCAGGCCAAGAGUGUGUACGAUGCUGAGGGAGUUUACAGGCGAUACGUGAGCGAAUCGAGCUCUCCAAACUAUAUGGCGAACACGCAGUCAUCGAAGGCGAAGCGGAGGGCUCAAAGUGCCCCGAAACACCUGCCGGAGGUGGCAGGGAUGAGAAAGAGGCAACCUCUGGGUGACCUAAGCAACUCCUGUUUCCAAGCUCAGGUGGUUCUCAACCUCAACAAAGCGGAGCAGGGAAAAGUGGAAGGGAGGGAGGUCUUCUUCUUGCAGCCAAAGUGGUGAAUGCAAUGGAGUCUUCAAGUCAGAAUAAGAGGAAGUAGAGCAAUCUUCUCUCUUUUGAGUGUCGUUCUCCUGUUCAUGGAAUAAUUGUAUGGUGUGAAAAUUUGGGAUGUUUCAUCACCUUGGUUGCUGAUAGCAGCAUCAAAUUUAGGUUGUAGCUUGUCUUCUAAACUGCGUUAGAAAUGUAACAUGCUUGUAAGUCUCAGUG
Molecule: messenger RNA, 1491 nt
Organism: Musa acuminata subsp. malaccensis (wild Malaysian banana)
Lineage: Eukaryota; Viridiplantae; Streptophyta; Magnoliopsida; Zingiberales; Musaceae
Product: protein IQ-domain 26-like
Molecular function (GO): protein binding
Source: RefSeq, a predicted model, not a curated record